ACUGCAAGGCAUGCUGUCACUACAGGCAAAGUGCACAGGUUUUACUGUGUACGUGCCUUUUAUGUUCACAUAGUUUAUUGCAGAUACAGAGACUGCCGACGAGUCAUUUCUGCAGUGCUCUUUGUCACAGUAGAAUUGGUCGAUGACUAUGGGGGUUUCUACUCCAGAAACUUGAAUGUUGGAGAACAUGAUUCCCUGGACCGAGCCUGAGCCUCCCUGCAGUUGAUCAUUGAAAGAAAGGCUUUGCUGCCGUCUUUUCCCAGUCCUCCUAUGCUGAUUCCAUGCCCAGGUCCACACCUCACAUUGUGUAUAUUUACGUUAGAGCAUCCUGUUUGUAUCGAGAUACAAUCAUCC
This is a messenger RNA of Linum tenue, 354 nucleotides long. The record is from the annotation of a GenBank genome assembly. Lineage: Eukaryota; Viridiplantae; Streptophyta; Magnoliopsida; Malpighiales; Linaceae.